Messenger RNA from Ictidomys tridecemlineatus (thirteen-lined ground squirrel), 1779 nucleotides. Lineage: Eukaryota; Metazoa; Chordata; Mammalia; Rodentia; Sciuridae. The record is from RefSeq and is a predicted model, not a curated record.
ACCGCUGGCGGGUCAAGUGCGUACAGGAGGUGGAGGAGAAGAAGCGGGAGCAGGAACUCAAGGCUGCUGCUGAUGGAGUCUUAUCUGAAGUGAGGAAAAAACAAGCAGACACCAAAAGAAUGGUGGACAUUCUUAGAGCUUUGGAGAAAUUGAGGAAACUGAGGAAAGAAGCAGCAGCAAGGAAAGGGGUCUGUCCUCCAGCCUCAGCAGAUGAGACUUUUGAGCACCAUCUUCAGCGACUGAGAAAACUCAUUAAAAAACGCUCUGAACUAUAUGAAGCUGAAGAGAGAGCCCUUAGAGUUAUGUUGGAAGGAGAACAAGAGGAAGAGAGGAAAAGAGAAUUGGAAAAGAAACAAAGAAAAGAAAAAGAGAAAUUUUUACUUCAGAAACGUGAAAUCGAGUCCAAGUUAUUUGGGGAUCCAGAUGAGUUCCCACUUGCUCACCUCCUGCAGCCUUUCCGACAGUAUUACCUCCAAGCCGAGCACUCCCUGCCAGCACUCAUCCAGAUAAGGCAUGAUUGGGAUCAGUACCUGGUGCCAUCCGAUCAUCCUAAAGGCAACUCCGUUCCCCAAGGAUGGGUCCUUCCCCCGCUCCCCAGCAACGACAUCUGGGCAACCGCCAUUAAGCUGCAUUAGGAAAGAUGCUCCAGGAGUGUGGUCCAGCCAACGCUCUUUCCAGCUCUAAAUAUUAGUGAUAUUGCCAUCUUGUGCUGUAGACUAAACCAUAACUGCUAAACUCCCUGUGUCAAUGCCCUAGCCUAAAGUUAUGCUUUCUUAUAUGCUCUGUCCUGGCCAGAGGUACCUCUUGAAUCAGGAGAUUAAUAUUGUUCUUCGGGAGGGGCUGGGGAUAUAGCUCAGUUGGUAGAGUGCCUGCCUCACAUGCACAAAGCCCUAGUUCAAUCCCCAGCACCACAAAAACAAUAUGGUUCUUCAGGAAAGGACCUAGGUGAAUUGAGGUUAUUACCAUAGGUAGUGACCUUGGUUCACUAAAUUUGCCUCUGUUUUGAGGGGCUUGGUCUAGAGUGACUAAUUAAUUUAGUCUAGCUUCCUUGUAUGGUGAUGGGUAAGUAUACUCAAUACACUUAAAUACUCAGAACAAGUGUGUGCUGGGUGGAUUUAGCAGCCUGUCACCAAUAACUGAGCGUAAAGGCAAGCUUGAUGCAAAAACCUUCUUACUUUCCUAUCUAGAGAACACUAACUCCCUGGGGUAAAGGUCAAAAGCCUUCAGCUUUCUUAAUCCUAGUUUUUGUGCAGCUUGGGAGAUGGCAAGUUAGGAAGAUGGCAGUGGCUACAGGCUAGGCUGCCAGAAAACAUGAUGGCCUAGUUUCAGUAGUCAUGCAGAGAACUUAGAAAAUCUGAAGAGUACCCAUAAUCAAAUUGGAUCAUGUUUUAGUGGACAAUGACUGUAUUUUCCUCAUGUUCUCCGUUCUAGUGAAACCACCUGGUUUUUGAAGUUCCUAGGAGUCUAGUUUUUUCAGAAUCUCUCAGAAUAGAAAUUUCUCUGUGGGAGUGGGACCUUAAUCUCACUCAGUCACAUUGUAGGAGGCUGGUUUAGCUGUGGAAUUUUCUUAGGAACUCAAGCUUCCCAAAACAUCCAUGUAGUCAUAGUUGGGAGAAAAGGAAAUAAGAAUGACAAAAUUUAUUUUUUAUAUUCACUAAUAAAUGCUGUUGAGAUGAUCUGUCAUAUAACAUGUCAACUUUUGUUUUGGUUUGUUUUGAUUUUUGCCAAUUUUGUUAUUUAAUUUCUGAAAAACUAAAUAAACAUCAUUUUUAUUUUUUA